Messenger RNA from Sceloporus undulatus (fence lizard), 3951 nucleotides. Its product is annotated as thioredoxin-related transmembrane protein 1-like. The record is from RefSeq and is a predicted model, not a curated record. Lineage: Eukaryota; Metazoa; Chordata; Lepidosauria; Squamata; Phrynosomatidae.
AUGCGGCCGGGGCCCCUCCGCUGGGCCCGGAUCCUGCCUCGCCAUCGCCGCCUUCGGGGGCCGCUGCUGGGGGGCGCGCCGCCGCCGCUGCUGAGGAGGAGGAGGAUCCGCCGGGCCUCUUCGCCGGACUCUUGCCCGCCGCCCCCGCCCAGAAAAGACGAGGAGGAGGAGGAGGAGCAGGAGCCCCGGGCGGCCGGAUUCCCCGGCGGGCGGCAGAGGGUCCAAUGGGGCAAAGUCCCCUGGGGCUGCCUUCUCCUCGUUUGCAGGUGGCCCCUCUCCCUCUUGGGCCGAGGGCCAGCCUGGAAAACGAUAGCUGUCCAUGAGGAUGCUCAGUAUUCCCUCCAGUUGUUUCAGAGUAUGACUGGGGAGUUCACUGUUAUAAUGGAUGUUAUGGCAGACGAUGGCGGCUUCCGGUGGCUCUUUUUCCUUGAUGCUCCGUGCUGCUGGCUCUCGGUGGCGUCUCCAUUGGCGCUGGCGGGGCGCGGCCGGGUCCAGGAGCUGAGCGACGGUUCCUGGCGGGAGCUGCUGCGCGGGGAGUGGAUGGUCGCCUUCUAUGCUCCUUGGUGCGGUGCAUGUCAGAACCUGCAACCAGAAUGGGAAAGCUUUGCUGACUGGGGAGAAGAUCUUGAAAUUAACAUCGCUAAAGUGGAUGUGACAGAACAGCCAGGUCUCAGCGGGCGGUUUAUCAUCACAGCCCUCCCUACCAUCUACCACUGCAAAGAUGGAGAGUUCAGACGGUACCAGGGUCCGCGAACUAAAACUGACUUCAUCAACUUCAUCAGUGACCAAGAAUGGAAAUCCAUUGAGCCCGUUUCUUCCUGGUUUGGCCCGUCUUCCUUCUUGAUGAGCUGCAUGUCUGCCCUCUUCCAGCUCUCCAUGUACAUCAGGCACUGCCACAACUAUUUCACAGAAGACCUUGGCAUACCACCCUGGGGAUCCUACACCAUCUUUGCCAGCACAACGUUGUUCUCAGGACUGUUCUUGGGCCUUAUAAUGGUGUUUCUGGCAGAUUGCAUUUGCCCCUCCAAAAAGCACAGGCCACCACAGUACCCUAACAAAAAAAAGCUUCCAGAUUCUGCCCCACCUUUGGAAACAACUUCUGAAGAAGAAGAGACUGGAGUGGAGCACAGGGAGCCGCCUCAUGCUUUCCCCAUGCCAGACACAGUGAGGCAACGUGUCGUGAUGCCAGGAGCCGAAGUGGAGGAGUCGUAGCUCCUGUCCACAGGCCCCCCUGGCCUUUGGCUCCUCCUGCAUUACUACAUGAUGUUUGAACACAUAGAGCAGGCCAGGCUGCAGGGGCAGGGGGUCCUCCUCUGUUUUUCCUCCUCUGAGUCAACCAAGGCCCACAACAAAUGUUUUCAAGUUUUUCCAUAUUCAGAACUUGGUAUUAAGUUGGUGUUUGGAGCACUAGAGAAUGGGAGGUGCGCAAGGACAACAACGCAUGGCUUUAACUCUCCAGGCUAAGUUGGUGACAGCUACCCAGUGUGCAGCACUGGAUAAGGUUGGCCCUCAUUGACUGUGGCAGGGGUCCUACAGCUUUCCUUGGCGGUGUGGAAGUAGCUCAGGGAGAGGAGGACUCAACUGGGCCACCACCGUUCUUCUCUCCUUUACAUUUCAUCUUAACAAGAGGCUGCUUAAAAGCUGCUCACAUUUGGGUCAGCAAAAAGAGAGCUAACAGACUAACAGACUAAACUGAACUCCAAGGUUGGAAAUGUACAGCUAAUUUUGGAUGCCCUGGAGUUCUUUUGGGUCUGGGUCUCAGUGGCAGCAGUGAGGAGAGUUUCCAAAGCUGCUUCUCUCAUGGCAUCUCCAGUUCAAAAACUGGAAAGUCCUUGCAGCUGACCCCCAGCAGCCCAGAUGUUUUGCCUGUAAUGUAUUAGUAUUGUCCCUUUGCUUCCCUCUGAACAAUAGUCUGCCCUUCCCCUACCUGUUGUUAUCUUUUGAUCCUCCUGCUUUCCUAUCCAGGAGAUAGAUGACAUAUCCCAGACUUGCUCCAAUCUGAUUUGAGGUUGUGUGUGCUUAGGAGGUCUGCUGGCAGAGGGGUGGGAGAGACAGUGUAUAAAGUUACCAGUGUGUUUCCCUUGUUUGUUUGUUCUGUCAUUAACUUUUCCUUUUUAAUAGCUUGAAAACUAAGGAUAGAAACUUGAAUGGGAUUUCUCUGUCCUGAUUCCAUUAUUUUUUACCAAAUCCUCUCUAUUCCAUAACAGCUCAGAUUCUUGCAGCCAGUUUCUUUGGUGUAAUUCCUGUGAAAUUCCACAAGCAUUUCACACAUUGAUCUUUAAGCAUGGCUGCAUGUUCUGUUUUCUAGGGCCCAGCUUCCUCCUAUGAGACUUUUUACCACUUUCAUUUCAGCCAUUUAGAGACUGUCUCAUAUUGCACUCCUUUAUUUUCAGCUUUUUCUGCUGCUCCAGUUACAGAUUGCUCCAGUUUAACUAUCCUUUUCCUUGAUGUGGAGAUGCUCUAAGUGAGUUCUUCCUUGACAAAUGUGAGAACUGCUCCCCUCUGAGCAGCCACUCUAGAUGAACAUGGGGUACCGCCUCAAAGUGGAUGUUGUGUGGACGGGUCUCUCUUAGUUAGCUCCUCUGUAUUUCAGGAAGGGGUUGGGAGUUGUUUUUCAGUGCCACACAGUGAGGCCCUUUGCCACUUUUCAUCACAUUCCACUGCAGAAAGGGACUUGGAGUGAGCUGCUCACUUAGUUGUCUCAGUUUGUCACCUCACUUGGCCCUGAUCUGGAAUUCAGAAGAUGCUUCCCCCUCCACCUUUUCCCCUCCCUUCCCUUGUCUAGAUAGUUUGCAAUGUCAUUUUCUUUUGCCAGAGUCAAGUCCUGACCAGUAAGCAGUCCCAUCCUCCAUCCCUGAGGUUUUCAUACAUGGCUCUCAGGUGGGAAGGAAGACAGCAUUUGGCAGUGGUAGCCAUAGUUUGUGCAGUUAUAUCCCAGUCACAUUUCCCCCCUUAACACUCCUUCCCAGAGGAACACUCACGCUGUAGUGUAUUUUUUUCAAAUUGUCCCAAAACUAGGAGAUAGCCGUUCAGAAGCAUUGUUCCUUCUGGAGGCCAUCUUGAUGAUCCUUGAUGAAGGAGUUUGCUCUUUCUUCUUUAAAGGAACAUUCUCGGUUUUGUUUUGUUUUGUUGUGGCACAGUAGUGGCGAAUUUGAGUUAGUCAAAGGUUUGUGCUUGGGUUUCCUUUGAGCUGUGUGGGGAGAGCAGCCCAUCCUCUGCCAGAUCUGGGGAAAGACUCAUCUUAACUUUUCAGUCCUCAGGCAAGAGUGGGUUGUGUUGCUGGAUACAUGUGCGCAUCAAUGAGCUCUCCCUCCAAACUUUGGGCUUUUGGCCCCAUUGCCACAGCUCCCUCUCAGUGGAGUAUUCACAGCUGAGUUUAGGGUUCCUGUGAUGUGGAGCUGUAUCUUAUUAGAAAAGGCUACUCCCCUCUUGCAGCUGAAAGCAGAUGAUAGAGUGGGUGGUUCCAGUUCAGAAUAAAGCAGCGAUUAAGGGUGAUAAAUUCUGUCUGCUCCCUGUUGUACUAGUUGCCUGCUUGUGGCAAAACAAGUAGACUCCUCCUUAAGGGGAAAUCUUCAGCAUGCAAUCUAUGGCUUAUGGUUUGUACCUUCUUUAGCUGCGUUUGCUGGUUAACAGUGCAAGUAGGGAAUACUUUGAGCCUGAAUGUGUUACUGUUCUGCAGAGGAGAAGGCAGUGUCUGUUACUCCUGUGUUUUUUCUCUGUGAUGGCUCUGGGGGCCAAGAGAUAGUAGAUCUUGCUCCAAGUUACUUUUUCCUUUUAGGGAUGGACCACCAGCCACUAAUUAACAGCCCAAAGCAGUAUUAAAACAGAUGUUCCUUCUCAACCGUUGGGCGGAUGUCUUCCUUGCAGUGGACUAAAUGCUACGCUCCCCUUCCUUCCCACCCCCUCCCUGUCUAGGAAACAUUUCUAAGUAAUAAAAGGUAUUUCCAUGUC